Molecule: messenger RNA, 871 nt
Organism: Magallana angulata
Lineage: Eukaryota; Metazoa; Mollusca; Bivalvia; Ostreida; Ostreidae
Product: cilia- and flagella-associated protein 299-like
Exons: 6
Coding region: 52-756 (234 amino acids)
Source: RefSeq, a predicted model, not a curated record
UACAUUUUGCAGCGGAGUGAUUGACAUUGCGUAAUAAGGCAUGUAAACAACAUGGAGGAAGAAGUACCCAGUGGAAGCGACAAUAUUGUUGCAGAGUUUGCUUCAUAUGAGGAGUUUCUUGACUCUCAUAUCAAACCGAUUGAUUUGUUUUAUUUAGAGGAUCAAGAACUAGCCAGACAAGUGAUUGAGCUUGGAUAUAAAGGAAGUGGUGGAGAAGUGUUAAGAAGAGAAGAAUUUGAAGCCAGAAAGCAAGCAGCUGAAGCGAGUAGACUGUCAAAGAGAAGUCAACAAAAGACUUUGGCAAGUUCUGGAAAAGAUAUUAAAGAUCCAUUUCUCAAAGCACUUGCUGAAAAAGAAGAAGCAAACAGAAGUGGAAAAAUGACAAGCGUUAUAUUCAUCAGAGACUUCAAUGCAAGGGGACAAGAAAUCUCUGGAUACAUAGAUUAUGCUCAUAGAUUAAAGACAGAGGACUUUGAGCCAUAUUUUGCAGAGAAAAAGAAGCUUUUACCCAGACCGUCAGAUUUAAGUUUCUAUAAUUGGGAAACCCAGACUUCCACUUCAAAUCCUUCUCCAAAUUACCUGGUGAUGGCACAGAAUGCCACAGGUCUCAUCUUCAAAAACAAAAGGGAUAGAAAACAACUGAUUGUUGAUCCAAAGGCCCCAAACCCUGGAGAUAAUUCUUACCGCUAUGUGAUAGAGACUCCUAAGUAUGUACAAGUUGUUAUAUAUGAUCACAUCACCAGAAGAAAAACAUAAAUAAACUCUCCUGUGAUAUUGCUGUAUUUUGAUGUAUCAUGUUAUUCCGUUUUGUUAUACACAUUUUGUAUGUAUAUAUGAUUCAAUACAAUAAAAAUAAACCACAAUUAUUUUA